AAUGCUGAGGGGCUCUCCUAUUCGGGGGAAUGCGGUAGUGAUGUAUAAGGUAUGAAAGAUGUGGCCUGCAGAGAGCCGGCACUAUCUCUAUUGCUGCUGCUGCUGCUGCUGCUGCCACCGCUGCCUUUGCUGCCGCCACUACUGCCGCCACUAGAGCUGCCGGGAGUGAGCCUCCCUUCUUCCAGAUACCCAGCUCCGUUGCAUCUCCCGCUCCCUGGCCCUGCACGGACCUUCCUGCCCCAGGGAACAAAAGCAGAGUCCGGUCGCCCUGUUCUGCAGCCAGAGGAUGAUGAGUCGAGAGGGCUGAGCAGAGUGUGGUCUUCAGCGGCUGGAAGCUGCUCCCUGCCCUUUCUCCAUGAGUCCUGACUCGUGGCCCUGGCAAUCUCAGAAGAGCUUCACUGAAUUCCCUUCUGACCAGAACCUGGGAACUCGCUUGCCCCAGCAUCACCCCUGUGCAGCCUGGACACACUGACUGAACCAACUUUUAGGACACUUCAUUCAGUAAAACAUGGUGGUGAACCAAGGCUCUUAGUCUUCAUGAUUGAAGGACUUUUACACAAGGCAAAGGAGCACACUUGGGAAGCACUGAACUCUUUGGCAUUGAAGGUGUGACAACAAAAGCCAGAUGUCACUCGUGAGACACGCUCUGGGGCUAAGACCUAAAGACUAAGGACCUGAAACAUUUCACUCCACCAGAGUGAAUGACAUGCACGGCGUGGGGUGUCCUUUCUGAAGGGAGGAGCCUUUCUCUUGGAGAGGAUCCUCGAUGAGCCUGGCCGAGGCCCGGGGUCUGUGUGAAGAGGACUAAGGAUUAAGUAGGAUGUCAACUGAGACAGAACUUCAAGUAGCUGUGAAAACCAGCACCAAGAAAGACUCCAGGAAGAAAGGUCAGGAUCGCAGCGAAGCCACUUUGAUAAAGAGGUUUAAAGGCGAAGGGGUCCGGUACAAAGCCAAGCUGAUUGGGAUUGAUGAAGUGUCCGCAGCUCGGGGAGACAAGUUAUGUCAAGAUUCCAUGAUGAAGCUCAAGGGUGUUGUUGCUGGCGCUCGUUCCAAGGGAGAACACAAACAGAAAAUCUUUUUAACCAUCUCCUUUGGAGGAAUCAAAAUCUUUGAUGAGAAGACCGGGGCCCUUCAGCAUCACCAUGCUGUUCAUGAAAUUUCCUACAUUGCGAAGGACAUCACAGAUCACCGGGCUUUUGGAUACGUUUGCGGGAAGGAAGGGAAUCACAGAUUUGUGGCCAUCAAAACAGCCCAGGCAGCUGAACCUGUUAUCCUGGACUUGAGAGAUCUCUUUCAACUCAUCUAUGAGCUGAAGCAAAGAGAAGAACUGGAAAAAAAGGCACAAAAGGAUAAGCAGUGUGAACAAGCCGUGUACCAGACCAUUUUGGAAGAGGAUGUUGAAGAUCCCGUGUACCAGUACAUUGUGUUUGAGGCCGGACAUGAGCCAAUCCGUGAUCCUGAAACAGAAGAGAACAUUUACCAGGUUCCCACCAGCCAAAAGAAGGAAGGUGUUUAUGAUGUGCCAAAAAGUCAACCUGUAAGUAAUAGCCAGCCGCUGGAGGAUUUCGACGCGCGCUUUGCCGCAGCCACGCCGAACGGGAACCUGUCAAUGGACUUUGAUGAGCUUCUCGAGGCAACCAAGGCUGUGACCCAAUUAGAACUUUUUGGAGACAUGUCCACCCCUCCUGAUAUAACCUCCCCCCCUACUCCUGCGACCCCAGGUGAUGCCUUUCUCCCGUCGUCAUCCCAGACGCUUCCGGGGAGUGCAGAUGUGUUUGGCUCUAUGUCUUUUGGCACUGCUGCCGUACCCUCAGGUUAUGUCGCUAUGGGCGCCGUCCUCCCAUCCUUCUGGGGCCAGCAGCCCCUUGUUCAACAGCAGAUCGCCAUGGGUGCUCAGCCACCCGUCGCUCAGGUGAUACCAGGAGCUCAGCCCAUCGCAUGGGGCCAGCCAGGUCUCUUUCCUGCCACCCAGCAACCCUGGCCAACCGUGGCCGGGCAGUUCCCGCCAGCCGCCUUCAUGCCCACACAAACUGUUAUGCCUUUACCAGCCGCCAUGUUCCAAGGUCCCCUCACCCCCCUUGCAACCGUCCCAGGCACGAAUGACUCUGCCAGGUCAAGUCCACAGAGUGACAAGCCCAGGCAGAAAAUGGGGAAGGAAAUGUUUAAGGAUUUCCAGAUGGUCCAGCCUCCACCCGUACCUUCCCGAAAGCCUGACCAGCCCUCCCUGACCUGUACCUCAGAGGCCUUCUCCAGUUACUUCAACAAAGUCGGGGUGGCACAGGAUACAGAUGACUGUGAUGACUUUGACAUCUCCCAAUUGAACUUGACCCCUGUGACUUCUACCACACCAUCUACCAACUCACCUCCAACCCCAGCCCCUAGGCAGAGCUCUCCAUCCAAAUCAUCAGCAUCCCACGCCAGUGAUCCGACCACAGAUGACAUCUUUGAGGAAGGCUUUGAAAGUCCCAGCAAGAGUGAAGAACAAGAAGCUCCUGAUGGAUCACAGGCCUCCUCCACCAGUGAUCCAUUUGGGGAGCCCAGUGGUGAGCCCAGUGGUGAUAAUAUAAGUCCACAAGACGGUAGCUAGAUAGCGCAGGUCUGGGAGCCAGAGCCUCUCUAUGCGCAAAUCAACAGACCUAAGAAAUAGCAUCAAUGCGAGCUCCUGGUGGGUGCUUCACGAAUGGCCUGGGAAUCUGCAGUACGACAGGCUCUCUUGGGCUCUCACCUCACCUCAUCCCACAGAAAAACUCACAGUCGCCCAGUGAAACCACCUGAAGAGGGAACAAAGUGGUUUUUUGGCCACCAAUGGCAGAUACCUAUGGCAGCACAAAAACAAAACACAACACAACAACAACCCACAAAAGUACUUUAAAAAAAAAAAAAAACCUGAACAAACAGAACCCAACAUUAAUCACCAGUCAAGCCCACUCUUAACCAACAAACACCUUGAGCUCUCUCAGCCGGGUCUAAGACGCCCCUGGAUUUGAAACCGUUACUGUGUUUUCCUUUUGCUGCCUGUUGGCCACCGUAGAGACCACAGAUUGGGAGUGGCAGGCGUCAGAGACUUGCGACGAGGUUGGCACUGACUUGUUUGAGGCCAAAGCAAGAAAUCCUUUGUGACCACAGUGUCAUCCAUAUGCCUUCUGGCUGUGGUGACGUGCGUGUGUGGCAUCUCUCCACAGGGCCUGGUCUGCCAUCCUGUCUCCCCUGUCCUUUCUUUGUCCUGUUUGAAAAUUAAUGGGUGUAUAAAUUUUUGUAUUGCUUUUGACUUUUUUAGAAAUGGGUGAAGAAGUCUAAAUGGGGGAGGGAAAGCCUCUUAUGAAGUGAAUUAACUUGAAAUCACAAGGCAAUGAAGUGAUUGGUGAUUCAUUAUGAUCAAGAAUGUUGCCAAAACAACUCUGUAGUUGUCCUCUGUCCUGGUGAAGAAAGAUGGCUUUUGGAUAGAACCUCCAUUCUGGGGGUAGCAAAGGACAUCAAAUCCCAUUGAUGAGAAAGAUGGAAAAUGCAUCCGGUUUCCUCAGAAAUUCUGAACUCUUGAGUACAAUAAAAUGAUGUCUUUAUUUUUCUGAUACUUCGCUGCUGUGAUACUAUGCAGACAAGUGUCUUCUCCAUGCGCCAUUUUCAAAGAAAAGUCAUUUGCCAAAUAAUUCUGGUACAAGUCUGCUAAUGUGGUUUUGGAACUUAAAAACCAACUUUCUAAUGGUAACAUAAAUAUUUCAUGUAACAAACUGAUUCUGUGGUCAAAUGGUUCAUCUCUAUCUCUUUUUGUACAUCAGAAAAUCCAAAUGGGAUUAUUAUUAUUAUUAUUAUUAUUUUUUCUUUAUUUUUUUUUUUACUUUCUAACUUGAAAAGGAAAACCUUACCAUUAAACUCUUUAACUAUUUAAGGGAAAUAGCUUUAAGGAGUUCUAAUGAAAAAAAAAAACACCUUUUUUUGUAAAUAUAAAUGUCAAUAAAGAUGCUUUUUAAUAACGCCAUUACACUGUAGAGAAGGUAGCAGAUGGAGCGUAAGGUGCAAUGGACAUGAUGGACAGAGCUCACUUGCCAGGUGUGUUUCCGGGAAGACUGGUAGGAAGCUAGAGUUCAGAGACAGGCAGGAGUCCUGGGCCAAUAGCAGCUGGUGAACAGGAGGAGGCGGGGCUCCACCGCCAGCUGUUCUGGAGAGUCUUCACCCAAUGGAAGAGAAAGGCUCACUCACGAAAGGUUUGACCUUCAGGUUUGGGAAGUCGCUCACCUCUCCACUCCCACAUACUCAUCCAUAAAUCAUGGGACUGCUUGUACAUGAACCAGAAGGAUAUACUUCCUGAUUUUACACACAUGGGACAAAGUUCUAGUGUUCAUUCCUAUGUUUAGCAUACAGCUUUCAUAAAGAAUCUCUAUAUUUUUACCCUAUAGAGAACUGUUAUACAGGUCACAUGUGUUUUCCUGAUGCUCCUAUGCAGUUACAUGUUAGAUGUAGUGGUUUAAGAAGGAAACCCACAGGAAUCAUGUGAUUGGAUCUGGGAGUAAUUACUCUUUAUAUUAAGUUUUAAAAUUUGAAAAGUCAAACUUUACCUUGAUAUGACUGAUUGAUAUCGGCUGGUAUGCUUUGACUUCUUCCUAUCGAUAGGAACUAAAAUGAUUUUGAAGAUGAAUUGACUCUUCACACAAAAAUCACAAUACAAUGUCAAAAUGAUUGUUGUUAUUUAGAGUCCACAUUUUACACUGGAAUAUAAUUUUCCCAAACAGAUAAAUGAACCAUAUGCCCAUUAGAAAUUACCACCCUACUAUGGAAAUGUUACCCUAUGGUGGAAGGUCC
Mus pahari (shrew mouse) is the source of this 4797-nucleotide messenger RNA. It is a transcript of the gene Dab1, whose product is annotated as DAB adaptor protein 1. Gene Ontology annotation, biological process: ventral spinal cord development; lateral motor column neuron migration. The record is from RefSeq and is a predicted model, not a curated record. The transcript is spliced from 20 exons. Bases 821 to 2587 code for a protein of 588 amino acids. Lineage: Eukaryota; Metazoa; Chordata; Mammalia; Rodentia; Muridae.